AUGUCUAAUGACGAGCUGCGACGACUGUCCAAGCAAGAACGGCAAUUGCGAAAUGUGAUGGACGUAAUGAAGGACUUCGUUCGAAACUACCAAGAGCACCUCGAUAAGGGAUCUUUGGCAGCACGAAUUCAAAAACUUGAUGAAAUUUACGAUUUAUUCUGUGAAGUUCGAAUGCGCAUCGACCUGAUAUUGGAGGAUACAGACUUUGACGAAGAUUUCGUGGAUCCUGAUGAAUCUGAAGAAGAUCAUGCGGUUAGGACGGCAAGAACGAAGGCAAAGAAGGUGAAAGAGAAUGAAAAGGUUCUAAAAGACUUCAUCAACGAUGUGGUGCCUGUCGAAUCAACCAACCAGCAGGGAUCUUCUCUAUCAAUGAUGCGUGUAAAACUCCCAGAGCUGAAGCUUCCUACAUUCGGUGGACACUUGAGAGAUUGGAUCACCUUCAGGGACACCUUUAAGAAUCUGAUUUCAGACAACGCACAGCUCACUGAGAUUGACAAGUUCACCUACCUUCGCACGUCUUUGUCAGGAAAAGCUCUGCAAGAAAUUGGAUCGAUAGAACUGUCAGCGGCGAACUAUUCGAUAGCUUGGAAGUUGUUGGAGUCCCGGUAUGAAAACAAAAAACUUCUUGUAAAAUCUCAUCUCGAUGCGCUGCUAUCGAUCGAGCCUAUGAAAAGGGAGAGUUUUGAAUCAUUGAACCAUGUGAUAAAUGAUUUCGAUAAGCAUUUGCAGAUGCUGCACAAGCUGGGUGAAAAUAUAUUCGGAUGGAGUACAAUAUUGGCACAUAUACUAGCGAGUAAGCUGGACACAACAACACUACGCUUGUGGGAAACAGAACAUCGAUCACGAGAAGUGCCCAGAUUUACCGCCAUGUUGGAGUUUCUUAAAAACCACUGUAUUGUUCUACAAUCCGUUACUCCCGAACGAUCCAGUUCCCAGCAACAUGAUCCCAAGAAGACAUCACGGGCGUUCAAUAGCUAUGCGGGGUCAACUCAAACAGCAUGUCCAUUCUGCGGCGAGUCUCAACAUCAAUGUUUCCAGUGUAAGAAGUUCAAACCCAUGAAGAUAGAGGAGAGAAGAAACGCGGUGAAAACUGGUCGACUGUGCUUUAACUGCCUAUCUCUAGGUCACAUUUCCAAAUCAUGCUCUCGCAGUUCCUGUCGAUUGUGUGGACAAUGA
Molecule: messenger RNA, 1176 nt
Organism: Topomyia yanbarensis
Lineage: Eukaryota; Metazoa; Arthropoda; Insecta; Diptera; Culicidae
Exons: 2
Coding region: 1-1176 (391 amino acids)
Molecular function (GO): zinc ion binding; nucleic acid binding
Source: RefSeq, a predicted model, not a curated record